Messenger RNA from Sciurus carolinensis (gray squirrel), 2916 nucleotides. It is a transcript of the gene Sgsm3, whose product is annotated as small G protein signaling modulator 3. Lineage: Eukaryota; Metazoa; Chordata; Mammalia; Rodentia; Sciuridae. Bases 375 to 2504 code for a protein of 709 amino acids. Gene Ontology annotation, molecular function: protein binding. The record is from RefSeq and is a predicted model, not a curated record. The transcript is spliced from 23 exons.
AGGUGGCCGCCGGCAGGGGUUGUUGAUGAUGGGAAUGACAGAAUGUCUGUGCAGUUCCCUUUCUUUUGCUUUCUUAUCACCAUCCAGAUACUGCCAGGAUGUAAAUAUCAAAGAAAUAAUCCUGGGAGGGACUCAGGGCAUAUGUUUCUGGAGCCCAUGAAGCCUGAGGAGCCUUUCAUCUCUAAGAGAUCAGGAUAGUAAACGGCUAAGCUUGGAUCUGCAGAAGACCUGUCAGCUCAGCACAAUGUCAGGAAGCCACAUACCUUCUGCUAGUGGUCCUUUCUCAGCCCUGACUCCAAGCAUAUGGCCCCAGGAGAUCCUGGCCAAGUAUACUCAGAAGGAAGAGUCAGCAGAGCAGCCAGAGUUCUGCUACGAUGAGUUUGGUUUUCGGGUGGACAAAGAAGGUGGAAGGUGCUGAACCUGGGUCCAGCCCCCUGACUGGGGCUCCUCUGGUGGAAGACCCCCCGCAGAGGCUGCGGUGGCAGGCCCACCUGGAGUUCACCCACAACCACGACGUGGGGGACCUCACCUGGGACAAGAUAGCAGUCUCCCUGCCCCGCUCUGAGAAGCUCCGCUCCCUGGUGCUGGCUGGCAUUCCACAUGGCAUGAGGCCUCAGCUGUGGAUGCGGCUCUCUGGGGCCCUGCAGAAGAAGAGGAACUCCGAGCUGUCCUACCGUGAGAUGGUGAAGAACAGCUCCAAUGACGAGACUGUUGCUGCCAAACAGAUUGAGAAGGACUUGCUCCGCACCAUGCCCAGCAACGCCUGCUUUGCCAGUGUGAACAGCAUCGGAGUGCCCCGUCUGCGCAGAGUCCUUCGAGCACUGGCCUGGCUCUACCCAGAGAUUGGCUACUGCCAGGGCACAGGCAUGGUGGCUGCCUGCCUCCUGCUGUUCCUGGAGGAGGAGGAUGCGUUCUGGAUGAUGUGUGCCAUCAUUGAGGACCUGCUCCCCGCCUCCUACUUCAGCACCACCCUGCUGGGCGUCCAGACUGACCAGCGGGUCCUGCGCCAUCUCAUCGUCCAAUACCUGCCUCGCCUGGACAAGCUGCUUCAGGAGCAUGACAUUGAGCUGUCCCUGAUCACGCUGCAUUGGUUCCUCACGGCCUUUGCCAGCGUGGUGCACAUCAAGCUGCUGCUGCGCAUCUGGGAUCUGUUUUUCUACGAGGGCUCCCUGGUGCUGUUCCAGACCACGCUGGGCAUGCUGCGCCUCAAGGAGGAAGAGCUGAUCCAGUCAGAGAACUCAGCCUCCAUCUUCAACACACUGUCGGACAUCCCGUCACAGAUUGCAGAUGCAGAGCUGCUCCUCGGGGAGGCCAUGCGACUGGCUGGCUCCCUCACUGAUGUGGCCGUGGAGACCCAGCGCCGCAAACAUCUGGCCUACCUCAUUGCAGACCAGGGCCAGCUCCUGGGGACUGGCACCGCCACCAACCUCUCUCAGGUGGUUCGGCGUAGGACCCAGCGGAGGAAGUCUGCCAUCACCUCCCUGCUCUUUGGGGAGGAUGACCUGGAGGCCCUCAAGGCUAAGAACAUAAAGCAGACAGAACUGGUGGCUGACCUCCGAGAGGCCAUCCUGCGUGUGGCACGCCACUUCCAGUGCAUAGACCCCAAAAACUGCAGCGUGGAGUUGACCCCCGACUACAGCAUGGAGAGCCACCAGCGGGACCAUGAGAACUAUGUGGCGUGUUCACGCGGUCACCGGCGCCGUGCCAAGGCCCUGCUGGACUUUGAGAGACACGAUGAUGAUGAGCUGGGCUUCCGCAAGAACGACAUCAUCACGAUCGUUUCCCAGAAGGACGAGCACUGCUGGGUGGGAGAGCUGAACGGCCUGAGAGGCUGGUUCCCAGCCAAGUUUGUGGAAGUCCUAGACGAACGGAGCAAAGAGUACUCCAUCGCGGGGGACGAUUCAGUGACGGAGGGCGUCACAGACCUUGUGCGAGGAACCCUCUGCCCAGCCCUCAAGGCCUUAUUUGAACAUGGACUAAAGAAGCCGUCCUUGCUUGGGGGUGCCUGCCACCCCUGGUUGUUUAUCGAGGAGGCAGCAGGCCGGGAGGUCGAGAGAGACUUCGACUCAGUGUACUCCCGCCUGGUGCUCUGCAAGACCUACAGGUUAGAUGAAGAUGGCAAAGUCCUGACCCCAGAGGAGCUGCUCUACCGGGCCGUGCAGUCUGUGAACGUGACCCACGAUGCAGCACACGCACAGAUGGAUGUCAAGCUCCGCUCACUGAUCUGUGUAGGGCUCAAUGAGCAGGUGCUGCACCUGUGGCUGGAGGUGCUCUGCUCCAGCCUGCCCACGGUGGAGAAGUGGUAUCAGCCCUGGUCCUUCCUGCGCAGCCCUGGCUGGGUGCAGAUCAAGUGCGAGCUCCGUGUCCUCUGCUGUUUUGCCUUCAGCCUGUCCCAGGACUGGGAGCUCCCUGCAAAGAGAGAGGAGGAGAGGCAGCCGCUCAAGGAGGGUGUUCAGGACAUGUUGGUGAAGCACCACCUUUUCAGCUGGGAUAUCGAUGGGUGAUGCUUCUGCAGCUGCCCUUGCAGACCCCAGCCCAUCAGCCACCAGGCAGGCCCCUCCUUCAAACAGGAAGAGUGGUACCACCCUAAGCUGUGGGAUCCAGGGAAGGACAACUCCAGAGCCAUGUCCGGAACCCAUGACCAGGGUUCAGGGUUCCCUACUCCAGGUUCCCACUGUUGGCAGCAGGUGGGUGCCCAGCUCAGCCUUUUCUUCCCAAGUGUGGGGCUGGGGGAGGCUCUGCCCUCCCAGGGACCUCAGCCCUGGCCAGCUGCACACUUCACAUGAACCAAAAACCUCAGGAGGAGGUGGUGAGCUGCAUCUGUGUGUCUUUGCUCAGGAAGCGGGGGGUGUUUAAUGGCAGUUAAAGAUCCCUUGGCCUCUGGUUUUGUUUGUAAAUAAACUCUUUGAGAAAGUG